AUGUGGUCGAUGCAAGAGUUCGAUCAUUUACUGAAGGGCGUGUUUAGAGUUUUUAAGGUCCUGAACUUUCUUGAUUGGUCUCUGAGUGCUCUCGCCAAGAAAGUGGAAGAAAAGGACUCGCCAGACAUACCAAAUCUUCUGAGUGUGAUGUCUUGUAUGGACAAGGCGUUACGGGAUGGAACGAAUGAAGUGGCAGCGAUUUUCACGGCAGGCAUCGUGAAGAAAAGGUCCCUCCUCUGCUCCUUUACAGCUAAAGGGGUUACGCAGCCAGUGAGGUUUUGCCUUCUUCGUUUGCGGCCAAGAGAGCAAGAGAGGAGAAGCAGCCGCAACAGUUUUUUCGAGGAAAACAGCCCUGAGGUAUGUCGGGAACUACUCGAAAGCCAUCCAGGAAAGGCGGCAAGCUCCCUUCCAAAAGGAGGCCAUGAUCAGACAGUCCUCCAGACACAAAUAGGAGCCAAGCUUUCUUUGUUUUGGGAAGCUUGGAGAGACAGAGGGGCAGGCAACUGGACCCUUCAAAUACUCAGGGAGGGCUACAAGAUCCCGUUUUACACCAAACCUUCCAUAGUUUUAGAUCCCCUCGACUUAACAGCGAAUUACAAGGACAGCAACAAGAGAUUCGCGUUGAAAGAACAAAUAGAGCUUAUGCUCUUAAAAAAGGCGAUAGAACCUGUUUCACCCCAAGAGAAUCCGGGGUUCUACAAUCGACUGUUCUUGGUUCCCAAGAGCUCGGGAGGAUGGAGGCCCGUUUUGGACAUCAGUGCCCUGAACGCCUUCGUCGUGAAGACGAAAUUCACGAUGGAGACAACGCAAUCAGUGCUAUCGGCGUUAAGACCAGGGGAUUGGAUGGUCUCAUUAGACCUGCAAGACGCUUAUUUUCAUGUCCCCAUCCAUCCGAGCUCUCGGAAGUACCUCAGGUUCUUAUUCAAAGGAAGAGUAUUCCAGUUCAGGGCUCUUUGCCUCGGGCUCAGCACGGCGCCACAAAUAUUCACGGCUAUUAUGGCAAAUGUAGCCAGAUGGCAGCACGAAGGGGGAAUCCGCAUUUCACUUUAUCUAGAUGAUUGGCUUCUCAGAGCCAGCUCCAAGAAACAGUGUCUGGAGGACAUGGAAAUAACCUUGAACCUAGUACAGGAAAUAGGGUUAGUGGUGAACUUGGAAAAGUCUCACUUGGAGCCUUCUUGUUCGAUCAUUUAUUUGGGAGUUCUGAUGAACUCUCAGGAUUUUCGGGCUUCUCCCUCCCAGGAGAGACAAGACCGAUGCCUAAAGCGGGUGCAGGAAUUCCUGGAGAGACAAUAA
Messenger RNA from Macrobrachium nipponense, 1293 nucleotides. RefSeq lists its product as uncharacterized. The transcript is spliced from 2 exons. The coding region runs from base 1 to 1293 and encodes 430 amino acids. The record is from RefSeq and is a predicted model, not a curated record. Lineage: Eukaryota; Metazoa; Arthropoda; Malacostraca; Decapoda; Palaemonidae.